This is a messenger RNA of Syzygium oleosum, 1595 nucleotides long. Its product is annotated as trihelix transcription factor ASIL2. NCBI's taxonomy places the organism in Eukaryota, Viridiplantae, Streptophyta, Magnoliopsida, Myrtales, Myrtaceae. Gene Ontology annotation, cellular component: nucleus. The record is from RefSeq and is a predicted model, not a curated record. The coding region runs from base 1 to 1194 and encodes 397 amino acids. The transcript is spliced from 2 exons. Gene Ontology annotation, molecular function: transcription cis-regulatory region binding.
AUGGCUCACCACCAUGCCCAUCCGCCGUCAACUAUAGUCGGGGUCUGCCUCCCCCUCCCCCUCCCGGCCCCCUCCUCCUCCACCUCGCCGCCGCCCCAGUCCCCGCCGCUCGCCGCCGCCGCGGCGGCGGCGGCGGGCGCGGCCUCGCCGGCCCUGGCGCAGAACACCAUCACGCUGGCCCAGCCGGCCAUCACGAACCCGCGGCGGCUCCCGCCGCCGUGCUGGUCCCACGACGAGACGGUGGCCCUCAUCGACGCGUACCGCGACAAGUGGUACUCCCUCCGCCGCGGGAACCUCAAGGCCAACCACUGGCAGGAGGUCGCCGACGCGGUGUCCUCCUGCUGUCCCUCCGCCUCCCCGGCCAAGACCGCCGUCCAGUGCCGGCACAAGAUGGAGAAGCUCCGCAAGCGCUACCGCACCGAGCUGCAGCGUGCCCGCUCCAUCCCCGUCUCCCGCUUCAUCUCCUCCUGGGUCCACUUCAAGCGCAUGGACUCCAUGGAGAAGGGCCACGCCGCCUUGAACCCCGCCUCCGCCACCGUGGCCAAGGCCGAGAAGCCCGACAGCGACGACGACAACUUCAACGACGAGGACGAGGACGAGGACGACAGCGAGUUCCUCGGCAGCGCCCAGUUCGAUCACAAGUUCAAGAACAACGGCGCCGCCGCGAAUUCGAGAAACAUCCAUGGCUUGUACCACAACGGGAUCGGGACCGAGCCCGCCGGCGGGAGCAAAUCCGGCAGCGGGUUCCGUAUCAAGAUCCCCACCGGAGUGAGCAUAGCUCAGCCCGGAGUGAAUUACCGGAAGUUCGACAAGAAAUUCAACAUGGGUCCUGCCGCGAGCGAUGUGAACCCUAAUUUCAGCCCCAAUUUCGGCCCUAAUUUCGGAGGCGGCAGCGCCAGCGGCGGAUACGGAGCUAGGGUUACGAGGGAAAUGAGCGGGAUGGGGAAGAGGGCGAGGGUGAAGGACCCGUUGGAGGAGAUGGUGGGGGCGAUCAAGGUCUUGGGGGAUGGGUUUGUGAGGAUGGAGCAAAUGAAGAUGGAGAUGGCGCGGGAGAUCGAGAGCAUGCGGAUGGAGAUGGAGAUGAAGCGGACGGAGAUGAUCCUCGAAUCGCAGCAGAGGAUCGUCGAGGCCUUCGCCAAGGCGGUCGCCGAGCGGAAGAAGAAGGCCAAGAGGAUGCCCACACCAGAAGCCUGAAUUCGAAUUGCAAAUCAGCAGGGAAGGAAAAAAAUCUCUAGACUUUUUUGCUGUUGCUUCUGCUGCUUCUGUUGGUUAGUGAUGAUAAAUAGACGAGCGAUGAUGAUGAUGAUGAUGAUGGUGCUCGCUCAUCAAGAGGGUUUUAGUGAGGAUGUGAAGAUGGGUUGUAGAUCAGGGUUAAGGGGAAAUUGAAGUUGGGCAAAGCUUGAGCAAGAGCAAAGCUUUGGUUUUUAUGUAGGAUGUGAUUGUUUAGAAGAGAGCUAAGAUAGAUCUACUUUGCAGUGGGAAUUUUUUUUAGUUCUUCUCCUUUUUGUUCGAUGUCUUUAGUGAUAGAGGGACGUGGAAUAUGCAUAAGGGUAAUACCUUUGUUGGAUAAUUUAUGCUUAUCUCGACACACUGCA